Molecule: messenger RNA, 3121 nt
Organism: Rosa chinensis
Lineage: Eukaryota; Viridiplantae; Streptophyta; Magnoliopsida; Rosales; Rosaceae
Product: probable LRR receptor-like serine/threonine-protein kinase At1g07650
Exons: 21
Coding region: 86-2965 (959 amino acids)
Biological process (GO): protein phosphorylation
Molecular function (GO): protein kinase activity; protein binding; ATP binding
Source: RefSeq, a predicted model, not a curated record
AUAGUUCCUCAAACAGGAAUAAUAGUAUCUGGGCGCAGGCUAGCUAGGUUAGUCGGAUUAAGUCGACGUACUCCGAUCGAAGAAAAUGAAGAUGGCAAUUAGAGUUGGAGUUGGUGUUUGGAAAACCAUCAUGAACCUCAACUUGGUGGUGAUACUAGUUCACUGCAGUUUUGGAUCAGUCAAAGUUGAAGCUCUUUCGACUCGUCUUCCUGAUACUGAAGUGCAAGCCCUACGAGAAAUUGCGACACAAAUAGGAAAAAAAGACUGGAACUUCAGCGUAGACCCGUGCCUGAAUGACACAACCUGGACUACCCCGAAAUCUGUUGACACUCGAUUCAACAACACUCUCACUUGCAACUGCUCCUUCCCUGAUGGUUCAUGCCACGUCAUCUACAUUUUUCUUAAAGGGCAAGAUCUUGCUGGUGUACUUCCACCAUCUAUUGCAAAGUUACCCUACCUUACACAAAUCGUUUUCUCAUGGAACUUCCUCAGUGGUAAUAUACCGAGUGAAUGGGCUUCUACAAAGUUGGAAUAUAUGUCCCUCAGUGCGAACAACUUAUCCGGACCAAUCCCUGCCUUCCUAGUAAACAUUACCACUCUAACAUACGUGAGUCUAGGGUCAAACAUGUUUUCCGGAACUGUUCCUCCUGAGCUUGGCAAUUUGGUUAACUUGCAGAGACUCAUUAUUAAUGCAAACUAUCUCACAGGAGUGUUGCCACCGCAUCUCACUAAUCUGAUCAAAUUAACAGAAUUGAGGAUUAGCAGUAACAACUUCACUGGAAUUAUUCCAGACUUUUUCCGAAGUUGGAGUCAACUUGAGAAAUUAGAGAUCCAAGCAAGUGGUUUACAAGGCCCCAUUCCAUCUAGCAUUUCUGUCUUGAGUAAUUUAAUAGAACUGAGGAUCAGCGACUUAAAUGGAUGGGGUUCAGUAUUUCCAAACUUGACUAAUAUGAAAAGCAUGAAAAGAUUAAUGCUGAGGAGCUGUAAUUUAUAUGGACCUAUUCCUGAUUUAAAAGCGAUGAAAGUAGUAAAAGUCUUAGAUCUCAGUUUCAACCAAUUGGAAGGAAGUUUUCCUGAUCUUGAAGCUAUGGCUCUAGAUCCGGACAAUUUGCAGAAAUUGUAUCUGACAAGCAACUUGCUGAAUGGCUCUAUUCCAAAAUGGAUUAAGAAUCAGUACGAAUUGCAUAUAAAUUGUGGUGGAGCAGCGACCACCAUUGGGGGAGUCAAAUUUGAAGAUGAUACAGAUAUUGGAGGUGGAGCAAAAUUUGUUCCAAGACCUAACUGGGGAACCAGUAGCACUGGAGAUUUCUGGGAUACUAACGUUGCUGAUAACUUCAUAGCAAAUAAUGUAUCGGUACUUGGAAUGAAAAACUCUGAGUUGUACACGAAUGCACGCCUCACUCCUCUUUCUCUCACUUAUUAUGCAAACUGCCUAAGAGAUGGAAAUUAUACUGUGAAACUUCAUUUUGCGGAGAUAGUAAUCCGAGGCAAUAGAUCUUAUUACAGUGUUGGAAGACGGAUAUUUGACGUAUAUAUUCAGGAUUUUGACAUUGCGAAGGCAGCAAAAGGUGUUGAUAAGGAAGUCAUUAAGGAGACAAAGGCGGUUCAGGUUAAGAAUAAAACUCUAGAGAUUCGGUUUCAUUGGUCUGCAAAAGGGACAACAGAUACCCCAAGGAGAGGAGUCUAUGGUCCCCUUAUAUCAGCCAUUUCUAUAAAAUCUGAGUUCAAGCAUUAUUCCAAAACAAAGAUGUAUAUUUUGGUUGGAGUUUCAGUUGGAGCUACGGUUUUGUGCCUUUUCUUCUUAAUUUUUGGCAUUAUUUGGUGGAAAGGCUGUCGGGUGGAUAACCAGACAUCAAGGGAAGAAGUUCUGAGAGGACUGGAUCUGCAAACUGGCUUUUUCACCUUGAGGCAAAUUAAAGCUGCCACUAAUAACUUUGAUCCUAUAAACAAAAUUGGAGAAGGUGGUUUUGGUCCCGUCUACAAGGGUACAUUAUUGGAUGGUACUAUAAUUGCAGUUAAGCAACUAUCUUCAAAAUCGAAGCAGGAAAAUCGUGAAUUUGUGAACGAAAUAGGCAUGAUCUCUUGUUUGCAACAUCCAAAUCUGGUUAGAAUGUAUGGAUGUUGUAUUGAAGCAAACCAGUUAUUGUUGGUAUAUGAGUACAUGGAGAACAAUAGCCUUGCUCGCGCUUUGUACGGUCCAGAGGAUGAUCUUUUAAACUUGGACUGGUCUACAAGGCAGAAAAUAUGCCUAGGCAUAGCAAAAGGUCUGGCUUAUUUGCACGAGGAAUCGGCAGUGAAGGUUGUACAUAGAGACAUCAAAACUACGAAUGUGUUACUGGACCAAGACCUCAAUGCUAAGAUCUCGGACUUUGGUCUGGCCAAGCUUGAUGAAGAGGAGAAAACUCAUAUUAGCACCAAGGUUGCUGGAACUAUAGGAUACAUGGCACCGGAAUAUGCUCUAUGGGGUUUUUUGACCUUUAAAGCAGAUGUCUACAGUUUUGGAGUUGUUGCAUUAGAAACUGUUGCAGGAAAGAACAACACGAAAUAUCGACCCAAUGAGAACAUUCAAUGUUUUAUGGACUGGGCCCUUGUUUUGCAACAAAGAGGGAACUUACUGGAGCUGGUAGAUCCGAGGUUGGGGUCCGAUUUCAGUAAGAAAGAGGCGAUUAGAAUGAUCAAAGUAGCUCUACUGUGCGCCAAUCCAACAGCUGCACUUAGGCCUAUCAUGUCUGCAGUAGUGAGUAUGCUUGAAGGGCGGACCCCCGUGGAUGAAGUGGUUCUGGAUCCAAGUAUCUAUGGUGAUGAAAUGACGAGGUUAAGAGCCUUCGAAGACCAGUUUGAUCACAGUACUGCACAAGGGAGCUCCCCAAGUGGAAGUCAUGGCCUCAUUCGUUCAUCAGAUGCACCAUGGACCGGUUCUUCUGUUACUACUACGUCUUCAGAUCUCUAUAAAUGUAGUCUUUAAUUAGUUCAUAGUAAUGCGAAAUUAGUGUCACUCCAGAACAAAUAGUUAUCUCUUGACAAUGUUUAUACAUACUAUUAAUUAGGAGCUAGUAGCAAUUAAUUAUUUCUGCAUACCAAUUACCGUCUGACAGUGUCUCAAGGGCUAAUCUAGAAUGCA